AUGGUGAAACUUCCCUCCGGCAAAUCCAUCCCUAUCGUCCUUCGUCGACGAUUUUCAACUGUACCUCCCGCCGAUUACGCCGGGAACCGGAUAAAUCUAAUCCCAAUCCCCCACCGAUCGAUCCCGGAAGCCAGAGGGCAGGACCUGGACUUCGUCAACGUUGCCCACAGCCACAUAAUCCACUCCGACUGGGGAAAGCUCGAGCUUUCACCACCCGCCCAUUUCACUCCCUUUCGGAUCACCCACGUCCUCCUCAAAAUCCAGCGAGACCACGUCCUCUCCCUCGAGUUCUUCAACUGGGUUAAAACCCACAGCCCGGAUUCCCUCACUGUCGAAACCCACUCCAUCAUUCUCCACAUCUUGACAAAGAAUCGCAAAUUCAAGUCCGCGGAAUCAAUCUUGAAGGAUGGACUCGGAAUCAGGUCAUCCGCACACUCUGCCGACAAGCUGUUCGAUGUAUUGCUCCACUCGUACAGGGUCUGCGAUUCUUCACCCCGAGUGUUCGACUCGCUGUUCAGCGUUUAUGCGCGGUCGAAGAAGUUCAGGUUUGCUACUGAUUUGUUUCUUCGAAUGAAGGAUUAUGGGUUUUUCCCCACUGUUGAGUCCUGCAAUGCGUACUUGAGCGCGCUGCUUGGUUCAAACAGACCGGAUAUCGCAUUGGGGUUCUAUGGCGAGAUGAGGAGGUGUAGGAUAACGCCGAAUGUGUACACUUUGAACAUGGUUAUGGCUGCUUUCUGCAAAGGUGGAAAGAUCGAGAAGGCAGUUGAGCUCUUCAGCGACUUGGAGAAUGGCCGAUUAUUAGCGCCUAAUAUCGCCUCUUACAAUGUUCUGAUUGCAGGGUAUUGCAGGAAGGGGCUUCUGAGCUCGGCGAUGAAGCUGAGAACCUCGAUGGGUAAGAAUGGGAUGGAGCCAAACGUGGUUACUUUCAACACUUUGAUCAAUGGGUUUGCGAAGGAAGGGAAGCUGCAGGAAGCGAGUAGAGUAUUUAGUGAAAUGAAGCUCAGCAAUGUCGUUCCUAAUAUCGUGACUUUCAACACUUUGAUCAAUGGAUUCAGCCAACUGGGGAACUCUGAGAUGAAUGAUAUGCUUUAUCAGGAGAUGGUGAGAGCUGGCAUUAAGCCUGAUAUACUGACUUACAAUGCAAUGAUUUCGGGUUUGUGCAGAGAGGGUAAGACCAAGAAAGCUGCGUAUUUAGUGAAGGAACUUGACAAGGAGAGAUUGGUGCCAAAUUCUUCUACGUUUUCUGCACUUAUUACAGGGCAGUGUGCAAGGGACAACCCGGAUCGUGCUUUUCAGCUAUAUAGGUCUAUGGUAAGGAGCGGGUGUCAUCCAAACCAGCAGACAUUUGAUACGUUGAUUGCUGGCUUUUGUAAGAUCAAGGAUUUUGACGGCGCAGGCAAAGUCUUGUUAGAGAUGUUUGACAGGUGUUUGACUCCCACUUUAGACAUCGUAAUGGACAUUUACAAUGGACUUCAACAGUGUGGAAUGGAUCGUUUGGCGAUGAAGCUAUGGAAUGAGAUGGAAGCUAGGAAGUGCAGAGACAAGAUUGAGAGGGUCACAUAG
Messenger RNA from Linum tenue, 1563 nucleotides. Lineage: Eukaryota; Viridiplantae; Streptophyta; Magnoliopsida; Malpighiales; Linaceae. The record is from the annotation of a GenBank genome assembly.